AUGGCUCGCUUUGUCGGCCUCAUCGACUCACUUCAGCAACAAUGCUACAAACAGACCAACAGAGUGGCUAUCUUGGAGUGCCAGCUCCGCAGCUUGAGAGACACAGAAGGAUCUACAGCCUCUAGGAUCUCUUCAUUGGAAGCCCUGCCCAAGCACGUGCUACUGAAGCAGGUUCUCGCCAAGCACGUUCUACUGAAGCAGGCUCUAGCCAAGCACGUACAAUGCUACGAACAGACCGACAGAGUGGCUGUCUUGGAGCACCAGAUCCGCAGCUUGAGAGACACAGAAGGAUCUACAGCCUCUAGCCCUGCCCAAGCACGUUUGACCCAAGCAGCUUUGACCCAGCGCAUCGAAGGUCAGAUGGACCGCCUCGUGCCCACGCUGGGACGUACAGUAGGCUUGCAAAUUGCCAUGGAGGACAACCGACAGGAGAUGGCUGACAACCGACAGGAGAUGGCUUGCACUUGGAACCUUGUCGAUUCACUUAACCAAAAAUGCUACAAACUGAACAACGGAGUGCUUGACUUGGAGCGCCAGACCCGCAGCUUGAGAGACACGGAAGGAUCUACAGCCUCUAGCGGAAGCCCUGUCCAAGCACGUUUGACCCAAGCAGCUUUGACCCAAGCAGGUUUGACCCGAGCGCUUUCGGAGCCUUGA
This is a messenger RNA of Ceraceosorus guamensis, 657 nucleotides long. RefSeq lists its product as hypothetical. The record is from RefSeq and is a predicted model, not a curated record. The transcript has 4 exons. NCBI's taxonomy places the organism in Eukaryota, Fungi, Basidiomycota, Exobasidiomycetes, Ceraceosorales, Ceraceosoraceae. Bases 1 to 657 code for a protein of 218 amino acids.